AUGGCAUGCCCACGUGUAGCCGUGCUCAGCUCGUCCUCAGUUGGGACCGUGAACCGAUUUCUGCCGAUCGUCUCCGAGUUGGUUCAGCGUAAAUGUGAAGUGCGAUAUUAUAUCACAGAUCCUGCGUUUGAGGAAGCGAUUCAACAAACUGGCGCUGCCACGGAGCUAUUCGAUGACUUCUGUGGCUCCUGGCCGGGUCUGUUGGCUCAAGAUGCACCGUGGUGGCACUCUGUGCAGCUUCCUACAGUGGUAAAGGAGCACAUUGAGUUAGAGCGAUAUUUCUAUGCCUUACCGGCGGGAGUUUGCCUGGCGAGACGAUUGCUGCAGCUGUGGGAAGCACCGGGCGCGUGGGUACCCUCGCUCGUCAUCUAUAGCGUUGCAGACCUGCAUCCGCGUCUUGUUUCAGCCAAGCUUGGCAUACCAUGUGUUGCAGUGGUGCCGUGCUUCUUGGUGGAUCGCUAUCCAGCUUGCUUGUCAGAUGAGCAGCGAGGGUCGUGGCCAGGAGCCGUUGUGGAGCAUGAGAGUGUGCAGGCCGCAAACGCGAUCGCGCAGGAUGAGUUUGGCACAAAUUGCAUCAAGGAGUUUCUGCCAUGCAGAUACUUCAGCCGCUGCUUGAACGUUGUCGUUUCGAUUCCCCAGAUCGAACGUGACGAAACUUUGGACCAGUCCUGGAUGAAGGAGCUUGCAUUCGUAUGGGUUGGUUUCACCGGAAAUCAGACACACCACAUCAACGGGGUCUUUGUGAGAGAUGCCAACAAACUGCACCGACUGCCAAGUGAUGUCUCGGCAGUAGACUGUCCCUGGCGGAUGCCUUUACCUGGUGGAGUGAAGAUCCUGGUCGUGAGCCUUGGCUCCCACAUCGUCGGGGAUGGCUGGAACGCCGUGCAGGGAUCGUCGGAGUCUGGGCCGGUCACGGGACGUGACUUCAGCCGACGAGUUUGGCGCGAGCUGGUCGAAAACUUCCGUGGCCGCAACGACGUCCGCGUGGUGAUUUCCAUCGGGCCUCAGCCUGAUGCCUGCGAAGGACUCGGCAAAAUCCCGGGCAACUUCAUCGCGCGCCGAAGUAUUGCGCAGAUGGAUGCGUUGUCCAGAGCGAGUGCAUUCAUAACGCACGGUGGCGGCAACAGUGUUAUGGAAGGCUUAGUGGCUGGCCUACCCCUGGUGCUCAUCCCUUGCAGUUCUGAUGAUCAGCAAAUGGCGAAGCUCAUCGAGAGGCGUGGUGCUGGCGUCGUGUUGUGGAAGCCCAUGGAGGCUCCAGCUGGAGCCAUCGCGCAGGCUGGACAUGCUGCAAUGUUUGGAAGCGCCGCAGCUUCGCAGCGCCUGCGCUCAGAGGAGCUCGGUGCGCAGCUGCAAGCUGCGGGCGGCUCGCCGGCGGCAGCAGAGGCCAAGAGCAUCAGGUUACUUCAAGAGGUGGGGGAGCGGGCCGGCAAAGGCGAUUGGCUGGAACGAGUCCACAGGUGGUGCGUGUUGCUCUGCGUUGAGGGGAUGCUCGGCCUGGACAUCUUUGGCUGCGCGCCCAUGAAAGUUGUGGACCAGCUCGGAAACCUGGAGACCGCGAGCGCUGCGAGUACGCAGAAGAACAGCACCAGGAGUGCGUACUCAGGCGCAAGCAGCAUCGGCAGCGAGUUCAUCAACGAUCAGAUCCCGCUGCAUCAGAGAGAGGUGGCCAAGAUUCAGUCACAGAUGAAGAGCUUCGUCAAGGGCAUGGUCCGUGGGCGUGAGAUGAACGUGCUGUCGGCGCUGAAAUGGUUGGGACGACAGGAUGCGGGAGAGUUUUUUUUGGUGCAGGUCGGCGUGGACCUAGUGGGCAGGGUAGUGAUGCUUUGCCUGGGGGCUCAACUCGCCCUGCCGCUGCUGGCGCUGCUGGCGCUGCUCCUUCGCCCUGCCGCAUCGCUUCCCUUCGCCGAAGACGACGAGUGCGACGGCAGCGACGGCUCCGAGUCCGAGUGUGCCUUGCAGGCUUUGCAAAGACGUGCAGUGCAAGGUGAGUCCUCUUCCGAAUUCUCCCUGGAAGAAUCCAACAGCAGCUUCCGCUACUGCCACGAAAGCUGUUGGUUGAAGUAUGGCUUUGUGAAAGGAGACUGCAAGUGCGACGUGCACAGAGGUUGGUACAUGUGGAUAUGUUGGAAGAGGAACGGGGUGCGCAUUAAGCCGGAGUACGGCCAUCAGUUCAAUUGUCAUGGCCUGACGCAUGCGGCCCCGGCACCACCCCCGCCACCUCCACCAAAGGAGUAUACAUCCUCCUACAAUCCGAAGUACCGGGUGAGAAACCAGGAGCUGGUGAAUGCCAGUACUGCUCCACUCAUGACAUUCCAUCUUUACCGCGUUCAAAGUGAUGCCAACUAUAGCUGUUGUGCAAAUGCGGACUUGACGACGGCUGGUGCAGCCAUGUUCUAUUUGCACAACGAGAUCGUCUGGCAUGCCAAGUCGCGAGCUGGUACGAACUUUGCAGACCCGAAAACGCGAAUUCGUCGGUACAAAGUGUGGACGCGAGCUACGCAGCCUUUGUACGACCUCGGCAUGAACUUCGGCGUCAUGAACGAGUUCGACAUUACGGAGUGCACCGGCCCCUUCGAUUGCGAGAACUUUAAGCGCUUUGGGUACACGGUGGGCUGCGAGAACUGGGUUGAAGGAUCAGCUGCGAACUUCCCACAUCAGAAGUGGAACAAGUUGAACUUCUAUCCCAAUGCUGCAUGGUUCAGCUUGCCGGGCCCAUGCCCCUUCGGAAAGCUGGACAAGAAAAGUGCCAGCUGCAAGGCAAGCCAGCCGGGUGGCCAGUGUCCCGAGGGUAUUUUCCCGGAUGGAUCAGGGGACUGCACCUACCAAAUCGCUCCUGCUGGAGAGAUCCGCAUCGACGACUUGGUCGGCAUCACAGAGGAGACUGGCGACUAUGCUAAUUUCAUCAAGGUCGGUGGACGUGAAUACGAUCCAGUCAUCGACCAGGGCGUCCACCUGAACUUCUGGGACGGACGGUUUGAUGCAAUGCUUUGUGAAUGGCGGACCAAGAAGCUCGAAGACAUGUUUGCAAAGAAGUAUCCGGACGAUCCAACCAUCGAAGCGCCGGAGUGUGACUUCAACAAGUGGAAGUUCUAUCACGGCACGUCGCACAAGCCCUGA
Messenger RNA from Symbiodinium sp. CCMP2592, 3117 nucleotides. The record is from the annotation of a GenBank genome assembly. NCBI's taxonomy places the organism in Eukaryota, Dinophyceae, Suessiales, Symbiodiniaceae.